Messenger RNA from Alnus glutinosa, 2434 nucleotides. Its product is annotated as wall-associated receptor kinase 2-like. Gene Ontology annotation, biological process: cell surface receptor signaling pathway; protein phosphorylation. Bases 1 to 2253 code for a protein of 750 amino acids. The record is from RefSeq and is a predicted model, not a curated record. Gene Ontology annotation, molecular function: polysaccharide binding; calcium ion binding; ATP binding. Lineage: Eukaryota; Viridiplantae; Streptophyta; Magnoliopsida; Fagales; Betulaceae. The transcript is spliced from 3 exons. Gene Ontology annotation, cellular component: plasma membrane.
AUGGCUUUGCGUGAAUUACUUUUGCAACUUGUACUACUGCUACUUGGGGCCAUAGUUUUAGCAGCAUCAGAACCCUAUUCAAACUGCAGCAGAACAUGUGGAUCGCUUCAUAUUCCGUAUCCAUUUGGAACAAGCGAGGGCUGUUAUCUCGAUCCAUCUUUUCUCAUCACUUGUAAUGACUCAACGCUAUUUCUGGGCCCCAGUUAUGAAUCUUUAGAGGUCAGUUAUGAAUCUUUAGAGGUCCUAAACGUAUCACUGGAGGGUGAAAUUCGAGUCUUAAGCCACAUAGUCCGUGAUUGCCCCAGCGAGCCCGAGUAUGACUUCAGAAACAGCAAUUACCAGUUCCCUUUGCAAAAGCACUUUCUCAUCUCACAUACGAAGAACAAGUUCUUUGUAGUCGGUUGCGACACUAUUGCGGUUGUUAUAGCUGGGACAUUGGCAGAGCCCGAGGAGUACAUUGCUGGAUGCGCUUCACUCUGUGACAGUAAUCAGAGUGAUGGUAACGGGUCCUGCACUGGCACUGGCACUGGUUGUUGCCAGACUUCUAUCCAAAAAGAGACGAGUACUUUUCUUGUGACUGCUUGGAACUCGACCGAUCACUCCGCAGUACGCAACGUCAAUACAUGUGGCUUCAUUUUUGUAGCGGAAGAAAAAGCAUAUGACUUUUCCUCAGAUCUUGAAAAUUUACAGAACAGACAGACUGUUCCUGUGGUGCUUGAUUGGGCAGUUGGGAAUAAGACAUGCCCAGAUGCUAAGAAAAAGUCGACAAGCUAUGCAUGUAAGGCAGAGAAUAGCAAGUGUUACAACUCCACCCACGGUCCAGGUUAUCGUUGCGAAUGCUGCCCAGGUUAUGAAGGGAACGCAUACCUCUCUAAUGGUUGCAAAGAUAUUGAUGAGUGCAAAGAAAAUCCAAAGCCCUGCAACAAGACAUGUGAAAACAUUCCGGGGAGUUUCAAAUGUAGUUGUCCCAAGGGGUACGAAGGUGAUGGGAGGACAAAUGGGACAGGGUGCAGUCCUAUAGUCAGCCAAUCUAGUAGUAUCGCUAUUGAUCUGGUUUCAGGAAUUGGCAUAAGCCUCUCAAUAUUGCUCGUUGGAGGUUCUUGGAUAUAUUGGGGACUGAAAAGAAGAAAUCUCAUCAAGCUCAAGGAGAAACUAUUCCAACAAAAUGGUGGCUUAAUGUUACAACAACUACUCUCGAACUACACAGGCUCUGUAGAGCGAGCAAAAAUUUUUAGUACAGAAGAGCUUAAAAGAGCGACUAACAACUACGACGAGAGUAUGAUUCUUGGCCAAGGUGGCAAUGGAAUUGUUUACAAAGGAGUGUUACCUGGUAACAAAGUGGUUGCUAUUAAGAAGUCCAAAGGUUUUGAUCAAAGCCAAACCAAGCAAUUCGUAAAUGAGGUGGUUUUACUUACCCAAAUCAACCAUAGGAAUGUAGUUAAGCUAUUAGGGUGUUGUCUUGAAACAGAAGUGCCCUUAUUAGUUUAUGAAUUCAUCACAAAUGGGACCCUCUUUUACCACAUUCAUGAUAAAAGUCACUCAUCCCAACUCUCGUGGGAAAAUCGUCUCAAGAUAGCAGUAGAAACUGCUGGAGCACUUGCAUACUUACACUCUGAAGCAUCUAUGCCAAUUAUUCAUAGAGAUGUAAAAACAGCAAAUAUACUUUUAGAUGAUAAUCUCACUGCAAAAGUUGCUGACUUUGGAGCUUCAAGGCAAAUUUCUCUUGAUCAAGCACAAGUAACCACUUUGGUGCAGGGAACUUACGGGUACUUGGACCCAGAAUAUUUUCAUACUGGCCAACUAACAGAAAAAAGUGAUGUCUACAGCUUUGGUGUUGUUUUGGCAGAGCUAUUGACAGGGAAGAAGGUAGUUUUUUUCGAUGGGACAGGAAGUAAUAAAAAUCUUUCUAUGUCAUUUGUUUCUACCGUGAAAGAGGAUCGUGUACUGCAAAUUCUUGAUAGUCACAUUAUAAAUGAGGAUAAUAUUGAGGAAUUAAAGGAAGUGGCCAAUCUUGUAAAAAUGUGCUUAAGUGUAAGCGGGGAGGAAAGGCCCUCUAUGAAGGAAGUGGCAAUGGAGUUGGAGGGUUUGAGAAUUAUGAAAAAGAAUCCACAAAGAAAGGCCAAUCUCUAUACAGAAGAGACUGAGUACUUGCUCACUGAACCUGCACACUCUUUUAGCAUUGAUGUUGGCACUAGCACAACUGCUGGGUACGAUAGCAUAAGAAUAUUGAAACCACCGGAUGGUGGCAGAUAGUUUAGCUAGUCCACUUAAUGCUGGCUUAGACACGAGAUCAUUGAGUCCUGAUUAAUUUAGUCUUAGAAUUUUAUUUAGAUGUUAUUAGUUAACUGGAUUACUAGCAUUUAGUUUUAUGUUUUAUUUCAUUUUUAAGAUAAGGUGUUAUUUUGUAAUUCAAUAAUGGACUUGGUCCAAAGUU